AUGGAUUUCGAACCUCCAUUGCAAGAAGCAUGCAAGGACUUCUUAGAAAAUGCCCCAAUAAUUGACAAAUUUCCAGAGGUUGAGGAAUGUGAGCUACCUGUGAUCGAUCUUAGCCAUCUGGAUUCUGAUCACGUAAACAGAGACGAGUGUAUGAACAAGAUUGUUCAAGCUGCAAGCCAGUGGGGCUUCUUUCUUGUUGUGAAUCAUAGGAUUCGACCACAAGUUCUGAACAACAUACAAGAUGAGCAAAAGAAGGUGUUUCAUCAGCCUUUCGACAAAAAGAAAGAACAAACAUAUUUGAACUUACCUGCCUGUAGUUAUCGUUUGGGAAUCCAGAAGCUGCUUGUCUCCAACAGUUCGCAUGGGAGGAAGCCUUUCAUAUGUCUAUGGCCAACGUUCCAGGGAUUAAUGAACAACACCAGAGUCUUAGGUCGGCAAUUGAAAGCACACGGGAAGCGUGCGUUUCAUUUAGCUGAAAGCUUAGCUGAAAUUUUAGCCCAGCCUUUGGGUCUUGAAUCAACCUAUAUUAAGGAUCACUUUCCACCAGAAACCAGUUUUCUUCGACUAAACAGAUACGCUCCCUGUCCAUUUUCUUCCCAAGUCUUCGGCUUCUUCCCUCACACAGAUAGCGAUUUACUAACAAUAGUUCACCAAGACCAAGUAGGUGGUUUAGAAUUGUUUAAAGAUGGAAGAUGGGUUGGAAUAAAGCCUAAUUCUAAAGCUCUGGUUGUCAACGUUGGGGAUCUGUUUGAGGCCUUGAGCAAUGGUGUUUACAAGAGCAUCAAGCACAGGGUGAGGGCCAAUGAAAAAGUUGAAAGGUUUUCAGUGGCAUUUUUCUUCUGCCCCACCAUGGAUACCGUGAUACAGAGUUGCAGUACUACUGAACCAGCUGUGUAUAAGAGCUUCACUUUUCAGGAAUAUAAAGAGCAAAUGCAAAAGGAUGUUCACGAGCUAGGAGAUAAAUGUGCUAUUGAUUUGAAUUUGGAGGAUUUUAGUCAGUUGGUUUUUAUUCUAUGGAAUAUAUGGAAAGAACGAAAUGAAAGGUUAUGGAACCAGAAGAAUAUGGGGGCAUAUGAGGAUGUCUCCUUCCCAGCCCAGACUGCUACAACCUCUAGGAUGAGGCCUACUCGGUCUACCCCACGUUGGGCUUCUGGUAGCAUCGUGGGCCAGGGGAGAUAUUUAUCGACUACCGAUUACGAGUCCCCCAAGUUCAGUUCAAGACACGUCUUGAGUGGGGACUUGAAGAAAUGGCCCGCGAUUUGUCGAAUUACCAACGGGUACCCGUUCCUAGUCCCCCCAAGUUCGUACUCAGGAUAUGUUUAA
Molecule: messenger RNA, 1323 nt
Organism: Fragaria vesca subsp. vesca
Lineage: Eukaryota; Viridiplantae; Streptophyta; Magnoliopsida; Rosales; Rosaceae
Product: gibberellin 2-beta-dioxygenase 8-like
Exons: 5
Coding region: 1-1323 (440 amino acids)
Source: RefSeq, a predicted model, not a curated record